AUGAAGGAUGAUAAUUCAAUUGAAUUAAAUAAAGCAGCACCAGGAUUAUUUCCUGUACUAAUAAACAAUAAAGAACUACUUGUGGCUAAAAAAGCACAUUGUCAUAGUCAUUACCAUAUUCAUGACCGCAAGUAUUACAAAAAUAACAUUAUUUACGAUCAUUCUUCAGUAAGUUUAGAUUCCAAUCCAUUAAACGAAUACGAAAAAAACUUAAAAAAAAGGCAUGACAAAUCUUACAACUUUUCGCGAAAUUAUUCCGAAGAUAAUAAUGAUUAUUGCAACGAUGAAACAUAUAGCUUUGAUAGUAGUGUAGGAAGUGAUAUUGAUUCUAUAAAUCGUUUAUAUUUUCUUCAAGUUUUGAAAAAGCUGCCUGAGAAUUACAAACAAGAGUUAAUUAAUGAUAAAUUUUAUUUGACAAAGCUAUAUAACUCUGUCCAAUUUUCGAGGGAGCAUAUUGAUAAAACUCCUUCUUGUGGUACUGGUACAAAAAAUACCAAUGUUGAGAACCCAAUAGUUAAUGAAAUACAGUACGAUAAUUUUCUGGAAUAUGAAAAGGCAAUAUUAAGAGAAGAUAAAUUAAGAACCAAGUUUUAUGAAUAUAAAGAUGGUCUAUCUAACAGUUUGGGCGAGAAAUUGGAAGUAUUGGAUGAUUUGACUUAUUUUUAUGUAAAUGCUCAAGGUUAUACUCCGUCUGUUAGAAUUAAUAAGUAUCUCAAAAAUGUUAAUAGCAAAACUAGCGGUAAAUACUAUCAUAAAUCUUUUUCCAAAUAUAUUAGGCGUAAAACUAUGGGGAAAUUGCAGAAAACAAAAUAUGCCAAGAAAUUUUUCAAUCAUUUAUUUUAUAAAAACACUGCAAAUAAAAGUAACAUAAAGAAUUGUACUAUACUAAGAACGUUAGAUAGUCAACCCAUAACAGAGAUCAUAGAUGAAAAUGGGCCAGAAUAUGGAUAUAUAGAAACGAGGUUGGAACCUAAUUUUUUUAAAAACAAUAAUGGUAAUUUUUAUAUAAAUAUUAUAGAACAACAACAAGAAACAGAUCUAAUUGAUUGUGAACUUGUGGAUGAAGAUGCCUACUACAACAGUAAUAACGACAGAACACACCAUUAUUUAAGGAAGCGUAAAUCCGGGCAAAAGUAUGCCUUACAAAGAAAACUAGGCAUAAGGCAUUUGCAAAUGCUUUCAUUAGGAGCAACUAUAGGUAUUGGUGUCUUUUUAAACUCAGGAAUGAAUUUUUCAAUAGCAGGACCGUUGGGAGCAUUUCUGGGGUUUUUAUUUAGUGCAUUUAUAGUGAUCGCCACAUUAUUAUGUUUUGCAGAAAUUGUUGCAUUAAUUCCACUAAUUGUGGCCAUUUCAGGUUUAGUUUCCAGGUUUAUUGGAGACGCCGCUGGCUUUGCCGUUGGUUGGGUUUAUUGGUUAUCAUAUGUUAUUUCAUUUCCAGCAGAGCUAUUGGCCACCACAAUAUUAUUAUCAUACUAUCCGAAAUUUGAUGAAUUAACAUACUUGAAAGGACAUUUUGCUGGGUUUUUGAUUAUGUUUGUUUUAUUUUUAACUAUAAUUAAUUUGAUGGAUGUUAGAGUUUAUGGAGAAAUUGAAUAUUUUGCCAGUACUUUUAAAUUAAUAGUUAUCACAUUUAUGAUUAUAUUAAUGAUCGUUAUUAACUGUGGCGGCAUUGGUAGUGGUGUUAAUGAUAGAUCUUAUAUCGGUUUUAGGUUUUGGGAUAGAUCAAAAUCACCAGAGGAGCAUAUCACAUACGGUCCGUUUAGACCAACCUUUGAUUUGAAGGACACGGGUAAAGGUGCGCUCACCGGUAUUGGUGGUUUUGGUGGUGUUCUAUUGGAAUUGAUUGCAUCUACCAAUAAUUCUUUAUAUUCUUAUAUAGGGUCUGAAAUCGGAUUUGUUGCUGCUGGUGAAGCUACCAAUCCAAGAAAGGCGGUACCAUCGGUAACUAAAAGAAUAUACACAAGGGUUAUUGUUUUUUACCUAUUAUCCAUAUUUGCUGUUGGAUUAAAUAUAUAUUCAGGAGACCCAAGAUUGCUGCGAUAUUCAGCAAAUGCUAGGCAAUAUGUAGAUGGACAAUAUGCUGAAUUUAGUGAUAUUCUAAAUAAACUUGGUGGUUCCUAUUGCCAGAAUCCCUACAAUGACGGUAGUUUAAAUCUUAAAGAAAGUCCUAAUCAAUCCCCAUGGGUAAUUGCGUUAAAAUCAUUUAACUUAUGUUCAUUUGCAAGUUCAGUCAAUGCAUUUUUUGUUAUUAUUGGUUUAUUUGCAGCAAGCUCGCAACUAUAUGUUAGUUCUAGAACAUUAUAUUCCAUGGCGAUUCAACAAAAGGCUCCACAAAUCUUCUCUACUUGUAACAAAUAUGGUGUCCCCUACAUGUCUGUACUUUUUUGUGGGUCCUUUGGAUUUUUAAGUUUAUUGACAUUAGAUGGUACAGCAACAACAGUUUUAUAUAGUUUGGUUCAAAUUGGUACACAAGGUAGUGUGAUUAUGUGGUUUGCUAUGAAUUUAGCGUUUUAUAGAUUUUACUGUGCGUUGAAAGGAAGAGUAGAUAUUGUCUCCAGGGAUUCCAAAGAAUACCCAUAUAAAUCGCCUUUGCAGCCAUAUUUAAGUAUCUUUGGUAUGAUUUCUACUUGUUUUCUCCUGGUAACCACUGGUUUCCAAAAUUUUAUGGAUUGGAAUACUAAUAAUUUUAUAUCUUCUUAUUUGACCGUGCUUUUAUUUUUCGUGUUAUAUAUUGGAUAUUCUUUGAUUAAGAGAAGUGGUAUUAAUAAAUUGGAGGAAUUGGACUUAGAUUCCGGUAGAAAGGAGAUGGAUAGAAUUAUUUGGGAAGAGGAUAAAGAUUAUUCUCCAAACUUAAAAGAAUUACUACACAAGGUUUUCAGUUAUAUUUGA
This is a messenger RNA of Saccharomycodes ludwigii, 2889 nucleotides long. RefSeq lists its product as uncharacterized. The transcript has a single exon. Gene Ontology annotation, molecular function: amino acid transmembrane transporter activity. The coding region runs from base 1 to 2889 and encodes 962 amino acids. NCBI's taxonomy places the organism in Eukaryota, Fungi, Ascomycota, Saccharomycetes, Saccharomycodales, Saccharomycodaceae. The record is from RefSeq and is a predicted model, not a curated record. Gene Ontology annotation, cellular component: membrane. Gene Ontology annotation, biological process: amino acid transmembrane transport.